This is a messenger RNA of Malassezia vespertilionis, 4746 nucleotides long. RefSeq lists its product as uncharacterized. The coding region runs from base 1 to 4746 and encodes 1581 amino acids. NCBI's taxonomy places the organism in Eukaryota, Fungi, Basidiomycota, Malasseziomycetes, Malasseziales, Malasseziaceae. The record is from RefSeq and is a predicted model, not a curated record. The transcript has 2 exons. Gene Ontology annotation, biological process: aromatic amino acid biosynthetic process; chorismate biosynthetic process. Gene Ontology annotation, molecular function: shikimate 3-dehydrogenase (NADP+) activity; 3-dehydroquinate dehydratase activity; 3-phosphoshikimate 1-carboxyvinyltransferase activity. Gene Ontology annotation, cellular component: cytoplasm.
AUGAGUCGGGACGUGGCUGGCAGCAAGGCACGUAUCCAUCUAGGAUACCAUCUGAUUCCGCACAUUGUUCAGACAGUGCUUGCCGAGCUGCCUUCGAGCGCCUAUGUAUUUGUCACGGAUACCAAUCUUGCCAAGCUUGGCGUUGUCGAAAAGUUCCGAGAUGCGUUUGCCGAGCACAACCCUGCAGGCUUUCCGGCACGUGUGCUCGUAUACGAGGUAGCGCCAGGCGAAGAAAGCAAGAGCCGCGCGACGAAAGCCGCGAUUGAAGACUGGAUGCUCGAGCAUCGUCUUACGCGCGACACGGUGGUGCUUGCGUGUGGUGGUGGCGUGAUUGGUGAUCUAGUCGGAUUUGUAGCGUCGACAUUUAUGCGUGGCGUAAAGUAUGUCCAGAUUCCCACCACGCUUCUCGCCAUGGUCGAUUCUGCCGUGGGCGGCAAAACAGCCAUCGACACGGCGCACGGCAAGAAUUUGAUCGGUGCGUUCCACCAGCCGCAGUUUGUGUUUGUGGAUGCCGCAUGGCUCCUUACGCUUCCCCCCCGCGAGUUUAGCAACGGUAUGGCAGAAGUGGUCAAGACGGCCGCUAUUUGGGACGCCGCUGAUUUCCGAAAACUCGAGACGGAGUCUGACGCGAUCCGCUCUGCGGUUUUGGGCGAGGCUGCGCGUGUAUUUAAAGGCGAUGCUGGGCGUACGCUGGAGACGCGUUCCGAGGAGCAGACCCUGCUUCUCGACGUGAUCCGCGGAAGUAUCGGUGUCAAGGCGCACAUUGUCACGAUUGACGAAAAAGAGACGGGCCUGCGCAACCUGGUGAACUUUGGCCAUUCGGUAGGCCAUGCAAUAGAGGCUGUCCUUACGCCAGAGGUGCUGCAUGGCGAGUGUAUUGCCGUGGGCAUGAUUCUUGAAGCGGAGAUUGCGCGUUUCGAGGCGGGUCUUUCGCAAGUCGCCAUUGGGCGCCUCGCGCGGUGUUUGCAGCUGUACGAUCUGCCUGUCUCCCUUGGCGAUGCGCGCAUCACCGCGCUGUCCAAGUCGCAGGGGCUCACCGCCGACAAGCUUUUGGACAUUAUGCGCGUGGACAAGAAGAAUGCCGGCGCGAAAAAAAAGGUGGUGCUUUUGGCGAAGAUUGGGCGCACGGUGGAAGAGCGCGCAAGCACAGUGUCUGACGCAGUUAUUGCGCGCAUCCUUGCGCCUGCCGCCAUGGUCCGCCCCCUCUUGCCCGUGCCAGCAAAGCCACAAGCGACCAUUACGACGCCCGGCUCGAAAUCGAUCUCGAACCGCGCGCUUUUGCUCGCUGCGCUCGGCACGGAUACGUGCCGGCUGCGCAAUGUGCUUCACUCCGACGAUACGCAAGUGAUGAUCAAUGCACUGCGGUGCCUGCGCACGGCCGACUUUGCGUUUGAGGACGACGGCCGGACUUUGGUCGUCUACGGCCACGGCGGCCGUGUUCUUCCUCCGCCGGACGGAAAGCCGCUUUAUUUGCAAAAUGCCGGCACUGCUGCGCGCUUCCUCACCGCCGUCUGUGCGCUGCAGCAGCCUGCGAUGGGAGAGACGAGCGAUGGGAUUCGCAUCACGGGCAAUGCGCGCAUGAAGGAGCGCCCCAUUGCACCAUUGGUCGAUGCGCUUUGUUCCAACGGCGUCUCGAUUGCGUACGACGAGCAAGAGGGAAGUUUGCCGCUGCACAUUGCGAGCCAGGGCAUGCAGGGCGGCGCCAUCCAGCUUGCGGCGAAUGUCAGCUCGCAGUACGUCUCGGCCAUUUUGCUGGUCGCGCCGCUCUGCAAAGAAGACGUCACGCUCGAGCUCGUCGGCGGCAAAGUCAUUUCACAGCCCUACAUUGACAUGACGAUUGCUAUGAUGCGCACGUUUGGAAUCGCUGUUGUGCGGCUUUGCGGCGCGGAUGGCACGCCGCGCGAUGCGUACCACAUUGCGCGGGGCGCAUACCACGCGCCAGCUGUGUACGAAAUCGAAAGCGAUGCGAGCAGUGCGACGUACCCCCUCGCGCUUGCCGCCAUCACCGGGACGCAGUGCACGAUUUCCAGCAUCGGCUCCGCCUCCCUCCAAGGCGACGCGCGCUUUGCCGCUCAAAUUCUUGCGCCCAUGGGCUGCCUUGUGGAGCAGACAGAACACAGCACCUCGGUCCAAGGCCCGCCGCCCGGGACGCUGCGCCAGCUUGGCGCUGUUGAUAUGGAGGACAUGACCGAUGCGUUUAUCACUGCCGCCGUGCUUUUUGCCGUCGCACAACCCGGCGAGUCCACGCGCAUUGCCGGCGUUGCGAACCAGCGCGUAAAAGAGACGAACCGCAUCCGCGCCGUUGUAGAGGAGCUUGCCAAGUUUAACGUGCGCGCAGUAGAGCACGGCGACGGUGUCGAGGUGUUUGGCACGCCGCUCUCUGCGCUGCGUGCCGCGCAAGUCCACUGCUACGACGACCACCGCGUUGCAAUGGCGUUUAGUGUGCUUGCUGCCGUCGCGCCUGCCCCCGGCAGUAUUUUCCUCGAAAAGCGGUGCGUCGAAAAGACCUGGCCGAGCUACUGGGACGAUGUGCAGCUCAAGCUUGGCGUGGCGGUCGCCGCUGCGAAUACCCAAGCGCCGAUUGUCGCCGCGCCCAUGCACAAAAAAGGCGCGCUCUGCAUCUCGCCCCUGCUUCCUUCGCUCACGCCGUCGACGUACAGUGCGGACGCGACGAUUUUGUGCAUUGGCAUGCGCGCGUCUGGGAAGACGCACGUCGGUGCACAGCUUGCGCAGCGAAUGCAGCGCCGCUUUUUGGACGCCGACGACCUCUUUGCCGCAGAGCACAAUAUCAAGGCCUAUGUCGACGCGUAUGGCUGGGACAAGUUCCGCGAAAAAGAAACAGAGAUCCUUGACACGCUCUUGCGGCAGUACCCCCGCGACCAUGUCAUUUCCCUGGGCGGUGGGAUCGUCGAGCGUGCCGAGAGCCGAGCGCUGCUGCAGCGCUUUGCGAUGGAGUCGGGUCCCGUGGUGCAUAUCGUGCGCGACUUUGCCGCGAUAAAAGCGUUUCUCGCGCACAGCAAUCGGCCCGCGUACGGCGAGCCGCUCGAGGAUGUGUACCAGCGGCGUUUGCCGUACUUCAAGGCGUGCUCGAGCGUCGAGGUGCUAAACAUGCCCGAGCUCGACACGGCACGCACAUUGCAGCGCGUGCUUGCUGUGCCGCUUGGCACUGUCGACACCAGCGUGCUCCACCGCCGCUCCUACUUCUUGUCGCUCACGUUUCCCGACGUGCGCGACGCCUUGCCGAGCAUGGAUGCAUGGAGCGCCGGCGUCGAUUUGGUCGAGCUGCGCGUGGACUUGCUCGCUGCGGAUGGCACCCCAUCGCUCGAGCGUGUGUGCGAGCAGGUAACCAUCUUGACCGCGGCGACUGCGCUCCCCAUCUUGUUUACCGUGCGCAGCGUAUCCCAGGGCGGCCGCUUCCCCGACGGCGAAGAAGCGCUCUAUUUUGCGCUCGUGCGCCUUGGCUUGCGUCUGGGAUGUGCGUUUGUGGACGUGGAGAUGCACCGCGCAGCGGCGCAUCUUGCCGCCGUGCACGACCAUCGAGGGCAUGCGCAGCUCCUUGCCUCGUUCCACGAUCUGCAGGGCACGAUGCCCUGGACAAGCAGCAGCGCUGCGCGCCUCUACGCCCAAGGCACGCGCCUCGGCGCGGCGGUCAAGCUUAUUGGGCAGGCGCGCACUCUCCAAGACAAUCUCGACCUCGAGCAUUUCCGCCGCGCGAUGCACGCCCACGCACCCGCUCCUCUCAUUGCGCUCAACAUGGGCGACGCGGGCCGCCUGAGCCGCGUGCUGAACACCGUCCUUACCCCCGUCACCCAUCCCGCGCUUCCGCAGAGCGCCGCGCCGGGCCAGCUGAGCGUGCAGGAAAUCAACCAAGCGCGCCACCUGCUGGGGCUCUUGCCCUCGCGCCAAUUUGUUCUGCUCGGCACGCCCAUCGCGCACUCGCUCAGUCCUUUGAUCCACAAUACAGGCUUUGCCCUGCUUGGCCUGCCGUACCGCUACGCGCUGCACGAGACGCCCGACUUGGACGGCAUUGACGCGCUGCUCCGUGCGCCUGACUUUGGCGGCGCAAGCGUCACGAUCCCGUACAAGCUGCAGAUCAUGCAGUACCUCGACACCAUUUCCCCCGAGGCGCAGAUAAUCGGCGCCGUGAACACGCUUAUCCCGCGCGAAAAAGACGGACAACAAACGGUGCACGGGGACAACACGGACUGGUGCGCGAUCCAGGCGCUGGCCGAGCAGCACCUGGGGGCUGCGCAGGGGUGCGUCGCACUGGUCAUUGGCGCCGGCGGCUCGGCGCGCGCUGCGCUCUACGCCAUGCACCGCCUCGGCGCCACACGCAUCCUCCUCUACAACCGCACCUAUGAAAAAGCCGCCGCACUCGCCGCCGCCGUCCCGGACGAGUGGCGCGUCGCGCCGCUUGCCUCGCUUGCAGACGCCGCCGUGCAGCAGCCGUCGGUCAUUGUGAGCAACGUGCCCGCGCACGGGACGUGCGUCGAAGGCGGAGAUGCGGACAUUGUGCUCCCUGCCGCGCUCGUGUCUGCGCCACGCGGCGUAGCGAUCGACAUGGCGUACAAGCCGGCUCACACGCCGCUCCUCCAGCUCGCAGACACGACAAACGGCGCAUGGACGGGCGUGCCCGGCAUCGCCAUCCUCCUCGAGCAGGCCUACCACCAGUUCACCCACUGGACCAACGCUUUGGCCCCCCGCGCCGCGCUGUCCGCCGCGGCGCGCCAGCACUAUAGCACGUGA